Messenger RNA from Phytophthora nicotianae INRA-310, 123 nucleotides. RefSeq lists its product as hypothetical. The record is from RefSeq and is a predicted model, not a curated record. The transcript has a single exon. Bases 1 to 123 code for a protein of 40 amino acids. Lineage: Eukaryota; Oomycota; Peronosporomycetes; Peronosporales; Peronosporaceae.
AUGGGUACGAUGGAACGUUACCGGAUGGCUGCGUCAUCUGCCAGUCUAAAUUCCGACUUCUCCGUGCCUCCCCCUCCCGCUCCAGUGCCUCAGCCGUGGAGUCAACUCGGAGCUGCCGCCUGA